AUGAGUCAGACCCAGUCUUCACCCACAGCCAUCCAAUGGGUCAUCGACACUCGUCCUCUGUGGCCUUCAGCCCUCAAGACUCAAGAUCUUACCACCAGUGUGAGUGUUUCAUUCACAGGCCUUAACCUGAUACUCAUUGUUUCUCCUCAGGCUUCGCGUGCUCUUUAUCUUCUCACCACUGAGGAACAAGCCGCUGUUCUGAGAUAUUACCACGUUCGCGACGCUAAGCUUGCUCUCGCUUCUGCACUUCUUAAGCGCUAUGUUAUAUCUCGCUUCUGCCAGGUCCCCUGGUCUGAAGCCAAGACUACCCGAGACGCCCGAACCAAACCCGUGUUUAUCUCGCCAAGCGGCGACGAGCCACUCAUCUUCAACAUCUCGCAUCAGGCCGGUCUCGCAGUUCUCCUAGCCGUCCACAAUCCCCCCGAGGGACUUGCUGUGGGGGUGGAUGUUGUUUGCCCGACAGAACGUAGGGAUCGUGAUCUACGUAGCUUAGCGGAUGAGGGGUGGCCGAGUUUCGUCGACAUGCAUGCCGAUGUCUUUGGCCCGGGGGAAGUGGCAGCGCUGAAGCACAUGAACCCCGGAACAGCCAUAUCCGAGCGGGAUCGUGCGUUGCGCUACUUCUACGCGCUUUGGUGUUUGAGGGAAGCCUACGUUAAGAUGACGGGGGAUGCCCUUCUGGCGAGCUGGCUAAAGGAUCUCGAGAUGCGAGAUUUUGCUCCACCCGAAGAUAUGCGAAAAGCCCAGGAGGCUUGGCUAAGAGGAAGAAAGGUUAACGGCGUGGAUCUGAAACUCAUGCCAUUUUUAGGAGAAUACAUGAUAUCAACUGCGGUAAGGCAUGGGCUCAACGGAGAGACUGUUGGGUUGAAAGACUUUCAAAGUCUUGACAUGGAGGAAGUAUUGACAUUUGGAGAAAAGUUACCCAGUCUAUGA
Molecule: messenger RNA, 930 nt
Organism: Fusarium pseudograminearum CS3096
Lineage: Eukaryota; Fungi; Ascomycota; Sordariomycetes; Hypocreales; Nectriaceae
Exons: 1
Coding region: 1-930 (309 amino acids)
Cellular component (GO): cytosol
Molecular function (GO): holo-[acyl-carrier-protein] synthase activity; magnesium ion binding
Source: RefSeq, a predicted model, not a curated record